UGUCAGGAGCACAAUAAUUUGUCUGUUCUUCAACCUCUUUCCCCGCAGGAGAUAGAAAGAGAGAGAUAGCUCUAAUAGACGGAGAGAGGCUCCCAAAUCGAUCUUUUCCGCAGCUGUUUCCUCUCCGAGCGGCGGCGAAUCUGAGAACUCCUGGACGAGCGGAGGCGGCGAGUCCGUGAUGGUCGGCCGCCGGCGGGCGCGGACAUGCACCACCGCCCCUCUUCCUCCUCCUCCUCCGCUGCUGCCGGGUCGUCGUUGCCGCUCUCCCCCGCCGACGGCUUCCUCCGCGUGAAGGACGGCGUGGACGGGAUGAUCAAGUACGUCGCCAACGAGCCCUCCGUCGGGCUCUACUUCGUCCAGCAGCACGCCCGGGCCUCCAUGCCUCUCCUCCUCGACGUCAAGGGUAAGCUUGCAGAAAAGACUCACGAGGUGAUACUGCACACAGAAGACAUGGAGGAUUCUAUUUGUGCUGUGAGAUCCAUGGCUGAUUUUGGACUUCCACUGGCUGAUGACAUGAUCAAGGACAUAAAUAGAUCACUGCAAAUAAUGUCAAAGACCCAGCCAAAGAGAGGGUUGAUCCAGAACCCCAGUUGGGGGUUCGAGUCAAGGAAAAGCUCAGGAACUUGGGAUGAAUUGGGCUCUACCAAUGGAAGUAGCAGAAGGAACUACCUCUCUUCAAUGUUCAACACUGCGAAGCAAAAGGCAUCCAGUUUCAGGUGGCCACAGCCUGACUUUACAACCAAAGAUGAUAUUAGCGAGAAUUCAGCGUCUUCUGCUGCCCCAGAAUCGUCACAAGCUGGUGGACAAGGGGCAUCUACACCAGAUACAGAAAAGGAUGACCUCCCCAUUUCAAGUCGGUUGUCAGAUGGUACGACUGGAACGAACCGUAGCUUGCCUGCUACCGGCGUCUCCGAAACAGUGGAGGCUUACAAUAAGUUCAAAGAAGAACAGGAACUGAAACUUCAGGAGUGGCUUAGAGACUCUGAAGAAGCUGUCGGCAAUAAAGACUGAGUGGGCUAAAUCUGCUUCAGCUCUGUGCCUCUGUUAGAGCAUAAACAGAACGUCACCUUUGUUAGACAUUCUGUUAGUGAAACAGAGCUUUGAUUGGUAUAGAUGUGCCGUAUGCCGAAACUGUAAUUUGUGAGAUCGUUUUUAUCAGCUCUGUGCGGCUGUUUCUCCCAAAAGGACUUAACUCCAGUUCCUCUUAUGAAGCAGUUUUUUAGCUGAAGUUGUUCCAGAAAAAGUGUAACAAAAUUUGUUCUAGUGAGAAUUUUGUUAUAGUUUGUGCUAAAUUUGUGAGAAGCAGUGAGAAGCCAUAUUUUUUA
Messenger RNA from Sorghum bicolor (sorghum), 1325 nucleotides. RefSeq lists its product as uncharacterized. Bases 205 to 1011 code for a protein of 268 amino acids. The record is from RefSeq and is a predicted model, not a curated record. The transcript has 4 exons. NCBI's taxonomy places the organism in Eukaryota, Viridiplantae, Streptophyta, Magnoliopsida, Poales, Poaceae.